AUGAAGCUCACCGCCAUCCUCACCUUCCUCUGCGCGUCCACCACGCUCGCCGCCACGAACUACGUCCUCCAAGUCGACGGCAGCAUCAAAGCCUACGACGUCGUAGAAGGCGACCUACAAGCCCGCCAGCAGUUCGAGAGCUGCUGCGCCACCAGAUUCGUGCCGCCGUGCGGCUGUGGUACCGACUGUCCUAGCUGCGGUAAGAAGAAGAAGGACAUUGCUAACAGUGCCGUGUAG
Molecule: messenger RNA, 237 nt
Organism: Alternaria incomplexa
Lineage: Eukaryota; Fungi; Ascomycota; Dothideomycetes; Pleosporales; Pleosporaceae
Exons: 2
Coding region: 1-237 (78 amino acids)
Source: RefSeq, a predicted model, not a curated record